AAAAAUAAAAAAAUAAAAAACAUAUAGAGUAUCACGACCACAUCUUCCUAGACAAGCAACGUCAGGGGCAUUGACACUUGGACAUUAUCAUGGACACGGACAUGUAAGCCACCAUCCUGUCCUUGUUGGCUCGCCCAUGUCAUCCGAGAUUGACUUACCAGGUAGUGGUGGUGGUGCUGUCUUUGUCAGCUCACCAGUCUCCUCAAUAUUGGAUGGCAAAGAAGGCAACAACCAUAGCAUGACCAUGGAAAGUUCUGACAGACCCGAUCCAUCCCCUAUCCAGAAACUACCUAAUGCUACUUCAACAAACGACGCUAUGUCAGGGCACCUGAGCCCUCAAUGGAGACCAUCUUCUAUCCAUUCUUUUUCAUCCGCAGCCUCCUCACCGUCUUCGCCCUCUAACUGCCAACCGAAGCGAGGCGCUACUUGGAUGACAGCUCGAGAAUCGCCGUCAAGUUUAGGUGGACGGGAUGAUGGGUUGCUAUUAGACCAGAAGAAUGUGAUUAAGGAAGAAGAUGAGGAAGAAGAUGAAGAAGACGAGACAGAGCACGGUGUUGGGGCGGAUACAGAUGGAGAUCAUUUCGAGCUGGCAAGGAUGAUCAGCCACGAAAGCAACUAUGUUGAUGCGCCGAGCUUGAUGCAACAAGACCAAGCAAUUACGACAAUAACAACAUCAACAUCAGCAGCUGGUCGGAAGAGUUCAGAGGUGAAUGAAACUUCUGACCCCUCAUCAGAGAAAGCAGCUAAAUGUCUAAAUGUCUCUGUAUCGCUGCCGCAGCAGGCAUCAUCCUCUUCGACCCCAACAGCAGCGACAACAGAAAAGGAACCAUUUUCAACGACCCUCGACAAAGCUAGCACACGAUUCGGUCGAGCGCUCUUAAAUAGAAACCUUACUGGACUCAAGAGACAUGGUGACAUGCCUCUACAACCUAUUGGAUCGAUUUGUUCGAUUGACAAAGAUUGUCAGGGAUCGCUUCGACAUCGUUCAAGCGACGCUGAAAUAGGUAUUCACCAAGGGCCUCCCAAGGUUGGGAAACAUGUUCGAUUUUUGACCAAGGUCCAGUAUCAUAUUGCAGGGGGUUCGACCCGUCAAUCAACUCGGCUAUGGACGGAUGCAAUUGUAAAACAGGACCGGAUGUUGGCUCGUAGGGAAGUGACGCAACGACCAGGACCUCAUGUGUUCAAUUCAGACACAGCUCGCCGUCUGGAACGACAGAGCCAAGGAUGGAAAGAAUGGUGGUGCGUAAUGAAAGGGCCCUCUUUGAGUUCCGUUGUAAUAGCUGAUAAUAAGAGGGAAAAGGUUUCAAAAAUUAAGAGAAAACGGUCCAAGAAAAGGAUGGAGCGAGUAGAAAAGGGUCGACUGGAGUUUUACUAUAACCAUAAAAAAAUCAAGGACACCGUCAUUCUAUCUUCUUGUACAGCCGUUUCUGUGUACUCAUCUCUGGAUUACUCGAUUGCAGUAACACAAAACUAUCCAGAAGCUAUUGGGUUAACGGUCUAUAUCCUUCGUCCCCGGACCAUUUCAUUGGCCUGUGCAUGGUAUAUGGAAAUCUACACAUUACUCAAUGGUACAGCACCGAUUCCCAAAUUUAUCGAGCUUGCAGUCCCGGAUUUUGAUGUCAAGAUCAGAGUCCCUAUCCCUGAAGAUUCUGAAACAGAGACAGACGACGACGAUAAUGAUGAUGAAGGCACAGAUAAUGAAGAAAGCGAAACUUCUUUAAGUUAUACAUUACCAAUACAAGGCCCAAGAAGAGAACCUCUACCAUUGCCUUCUUCUAUUUCCUCACGACCUGGAAUCACAGAAGGUCCUAAUACUGCUGAUAGAAAUGCUGAUGAUGAAACAGGAGAGGCGCCUUUAAACAGCUUCAAGACUGUGAUGUCCAGUUUCCCGGAUCGGAAUACCAACAGCAACAAUAACAUUAAUGACAUUAAUCCCAGGAUGGCGACGAGGACAUUUUAUUUAACCAACGAUAGAGCUAAACCACAGUUGGUAGCACCAAAUCAAGUGACGCCGAAAUUAUUGAGAUCUCAUGCUCUGUCACUUUUGAAGGAUGUUCCUGAUUGGGCUGAAGUUGUCAGGAUGUGGCAAGAUCCUACACAACAUGGAGACGUGGCUCUCUGCUGGAAACGAUAUGAUCGGAUUGAAUGGAUCUAUUGGGGAGGGCAAAACGAACAUCGAGUCUUACCAGAGACGGAUGAUCUUCAUCUUAGAAAAGAUCAUAUUGGAUUUGCAGAUGGGUCUGAUUGGUCCGGAGGGAUGGAUGAAACCGUUGUAGGGCCUCAAAUCCUGGACAAGACUCAUGUGCUGGAACUGAGGCCGAUUACACAUUAUCCCAGCAGGGCUCGUAUUCCAGCAUGUGAAGGAGGAACAUUUGGUGGAGAAUUGCAUGAACCUGAUCCGAUCGAAGGUUAUUUGGUCCGCGUCAGUGCAUUUUCAGGGAAUCCUCUUCGACGCUUCCGCCGAUUGUAUUUGACCUCUCAUGACCAUAUGCUGUUCUAUACGAUCCCAUCUGAAUCCCACAGCCCGACCAUGUCUCACGCUUUAGCAGGAGGAGCAGGAGAGGCAGCCAUCGAUCCAGCAGCCCUUCUGUUCUGUAUUACACCUCAUCGAUCUGUCAACCCGGAUCAUAAGGAUAUGGCGCAGAGUCGAUCCGUACGACGGUUGAAAGCUCAAGUGCGUGCAGCAAAAGGGUUUAUUGAUCUAACAAAAGUCGACAACGUCAGAGUCCUGACAAUUCGAGAGUGGGAAGCAGUACGGCAUUUGCCUUAUCAAAAAGACAAAGAAAACAAGCAAAUGGAGAAAGAGAAGCAAGGGAAGAUCGAAAGAUUAGGUAAAGCUGUUAAGCAUGCAGUGGAGGAAGUUAAGGAGGCCAGGGACAGAACUCUAGAAGCACGAUCAUCACAAGAUCAGCAACAGCGGGAUCAGCAGCAACCGCAAGUGAUUUUGAGAGAACCCGAUAAUUAUUUUUUCCCAACGACUGUGACUGAACCUGUCGAUAAUUCGGAGCCUGGACCGUCAUCAUCACGGCAAUCACAACAAAAAAAUGAGGGGGAUAAUGUUACCAAUGGCAAGCACCUAGACUCAUCUGAACCUAUGUCUAAUUCUCUGGAUCAGAAAACGAGCACUGCUGCAUCAUCAAUUGCAGCCAAGAGUAAAGCAUCUUCCCAAUCAUUUAAAGAAAACUUGCACAAAUCAGCUACUUUCGUAGCAGACAAGCUCCUUCUUAAUCAUGGUGGCGAUAGCGAUGAUUUAUAUUUGGAUGAAGACAGCAAUGUGUUUGAGAUUGAGAUGCAAAACGGACCCUGUGUUCGCUUCCGGGCGUUCAAUGCGGAGGCAGCACAUCUAUGGUGCCAACAAGUUCAGAAGCUUGCAGAAUAUUGGAGGUUACGACGCCAUUUAGAUAUCAAGGAUCAUAUGCAUGUGGCCCAAGCCAACUGCCAACUAGCAUCCAGUAUGGAUGAUGAUGAGAAGCAGUUAGGAGGAGCCAGUGUAGUCGAAGCAGGAGGGGAUAUGAUCAAGGACUGGGAUAAUGAUCGGGCAAUGGCAUCACCCCAUAUUUGGAAUUGGUGCGUCGUGAAUGGAUGUCGAUCAGUGACAAAGUCCGGGAUGGUGUACUUCAAGCCAAAACUGCAUAGAACGUUCCGCAAAAUGUUCUUGGUCUUGACAGAGGGAUUUCUUAUGCUAUUUCAUCCUCAUCGACGAUCCACGACCUCUGGUCGUCUGAUCCCGACAACAGCGAACAAGUUAUAUGCGAUACAUUCAUUGACAGAUAUCUAUGUCUAUUCGGGACACUUUUCAGAUGGAGACACAGCUCAUGGAACCAACGAUGAAUCUGAGCGAUUACCAAGAUUCUUCCCUGAUGGAUUGAUUGCAGACGAUCCGGACGAAGAUUGCACUUUUUCGAUUUGGAGAGGCAAGAGGAAAAAGAUGUUUUCUAGACGAGGUGCAGUAGCAGCAAGCAAAACGACAAUGAUGUCUCCGAAAUCAGUCAAUGGAUCAUCGUCUAAGGUUUUUAGCAAAAUUGGAUGGUUAUCCAAUCUGGUAAAAGAUGGAGUUGUUUAUGGAAGUAAUCCACAGAGCUGUAGUGUCUUCCGAGCGAGAUCACGUCCGGAUUUGGAGGAGUGGGUCUAUGCGAUCAAUACAGAGAUUGAACGAUGCGUUCGAGCAGAACGGCGAAGGGUCCGACAUCGUUUGAGAUGAUCGGAGAACAGUACGUACAACAUAAUACAAUGCAAUAUUUACAAUCCAAUCAAAUCCAAUCCAAUUAAAUCCAAUCCAAUCCACGAUAUUGUAUUUUUUUU
Messenger RNA from Lobosporangium transversale, 4302 nucleotides. RefSeq names its product Pleckstrin homology domain-domain-containing protein. The record is from RefSeq and is a predicted model, not a curated record. Gene Ontology annotation, cellular component: prospore membrane. The coding region runs from base 137 to 4201 and encodes 1354 amino acids. NCBI's taxonomy places the organism in Eukaryota, Fungi, Mortierellomycota, Mortierellomycetes, Mortierellales, Mortierellaceae. Gene Ontology annotation, biological process: ascospore-type prospore membrane formation; protein localization to prospore membrane. The transcript is spliced from 3 exons.